AUGAAUUGCACCGGAUAUACAUUCGUUCCACAUCAUAUAUCUCCGUUCAAUUCAGUUCGCUUUUGGUGUUCUUGUAAGAAAGGAUGCGCGUACAAGAGAAAUAAAUGCAUAGAUAUCGAUGAAUGCGCUCUGGGAAUACACGCGUGCAGAGGACAUUCUCAUUGUGUCAACACUAUAGGAUCCUAUAGGUGUAAAUGUAAUACAGGAUUUGAACUGAGAGGCACAGAGUGUGUUGACAUUGAUGAAUGCAAAAGACGAACAGAUAAGUGUGACAAAAAACCAGGAUACGCCACUUGUACAAAUACAAUCGGAUCGUACACAUGUAAAUGCAACAUAGGAUUUGAAGGAAAUGGAGUUGUAUGCAGAGAUAUCAAUGAGUGUGAGAGAGGGACAGACAAAUGUCACAGCCGAGCUGAUUGCACUAACACAAUUGGGUCCUACAAUUGUUCAUGUCGUACUGGUUUUGAAGGAAGCGGAUUUACAUGCACAGAUAUUAAUGAGUGUACAAGAGGGACACACACAUGUGAUAAACGGAAUUCACCGAAACGGGCAACUUGUACCAAUACAAUCGGAUCGUUCACGUGUAAAUGCAACACCGGAUUUAAUGGAAAUGGACAUACCUGUCGCGACAUCAACGAGUGUACAAGCAAUACGCACAAUUGUCAUCGUCCACAUGCCGAAUGUUCUAACACGAUUGGGAGCUUCACCUGCAAGUGUAAGAAAGGAUUCCGAGGAGACGGCUACAUAUGCAGAGACAUCGAUGAAUGCAAGGAAAACACACAUAACUGCCACAGACCCCAUGCCUGGUGUGACAACACGAUUGGUUCCUUUAGAUGUGGAUGUAAAACAGGCUACACAGGGGAUGGGUUCACGUGUACAGCCAUUAAAUCGUGUAAGGAGGGACGAGAUGACUGCAGUAAAUACGCUAAGUGCACGGAUCUGUCAGUAGGAGGGACUUAUUCGUGUGAUUGUUUCUUUGGUUUCUUUGGAAAUGGAAAAACGUGCACCGGUAGUCGAGGACGUCAAUUUCUUGUACUCUUCAUGAAGAACAUUGAUCCUCCAACAGAAACGAAACCUAAACCAAAGUUCGCAGAGAUUUAUAUCGCGUCCGUAGAUAAAUCAGAUGUCAAAGUUUCUUCCUCUGGCGCAUUGUCAUCAAAGAUAAAGGCAGAGAUAAAUCAGAGAUUGUCAAUGACACCGAAUUCGCAGAAAAUAUUAAGGAUAACACAUGAAAUUCGAGCCAAUGAUUUCAAAGUGGAGAACAAGGCUGUAAUGGUGGAAACAACUGGAGUGACGUCAGUGUUUGCACUGAAUCAUGACGGAUUCACCUCUGACAGUACCCUCAUCUUACCGAUAGACAGACUGGGUACCAAGUACAUUGUACCUUCUACAGAACCGCACAAUAGCCGUAUCUCAGAUUACAACAGCCAAAUUGCAUUUGCGGCUGCAAAAGACAGAACGCGUGUGACCGUGACACUGAAACUCAAAAGUGGACAAUCCAUUGAAUAUCAAGGCAAACGGUAUAGGGAUGGGGGCGAAAUUAUAGUCACUUUAAAUAAAUACCAGACCUUUGAAUUAGCACAUAAUGGGGAUCUGACGGGCACCAUGAUUUUUGCAAAUAAUCCUGUGGCUGUUUUCUCUGGAAAUCGAUGUAACAAACUCAAUCGUUAUGGUUACUGCAGUCAUCUGGUGGAGCAAAUUCCACCUGUAGAAAGCCUUGAUGAUGUAUAUGUUGUUCCUCCACAUGUUGAUAGAAGUGGCACCCAGAUACGGGUGGUGGCUGCUCAUGGUGGAUCCACAACUUUCUCGUACACAGUAGACAAAUCCAAAAGUACUAAGACUAUCGGCACAUACCAAAACUUUGAUAUCAAAGUAACAGGAAAACAGACAGUAGUGGUAGAAGCCAAGCAACAGGUGCUUGUUUUGAGUUUUGCUCUUGCCGCAUUCAGAUCCUCACACGGAGACCCUUACAUGACAAUGGUACCCGGAGUUAAUCAGUAUGUCCAUCAGUAUCACAUCGCCGUACCGCAAGGAUUUGAGCAGAACUAUUUGGUCAUGAUUGUCCAAAAAAGUUCCAGAUCCAGUUUGCUGUUGGAUAACGACAGUAUAAGUUCUGCAAAUGUCGCAUCAGAGAGUACUGUUAACGUGAAAGGCACGGAUUACGUCGUCUUAACAGUAAAAAAUGUGAAGUCGGGCGGUCACCGUGUGGAAACGAAGGACAAGUCCCGUUUCGGUCUGAUGGUUUAUGGUCAUAGUCACGACGAUGGAUACGGUUUUGCAGCUAACAUCCUUGGACAAGGGAAAAUUUAAAUUUUGAAAAUGUACAUCGGGUUAUUUGACUGUAAUUCCACUGGUUAUUAAAUUGCUAGGAAAUCAAUUUCAUGUCGAACAAUAAUAAAUCUGCAUGAAGAGUAA
Messenger RNA from Ostrea edulis (European flat oyster), 2415 nucleotides. RefSeq names its product IgGFc-binding protein-like. NCBI's taxonomy places the organism in Eukaryota, Metazoa, Mollusca, Bivalvia, Ostreida, Ostreidae. Gene Ontology annotation, molecular function: calcium ion binding. The transcript has 9 exons. The record is from RefSeq and is a predicted model, not a curated record. Bases 1 to 2310 code for a protein of 769 amino acids.